This is a messenger RNA of Cantharellus anzutake, 779 nucleotides long. RefSeq lists its product as uncharacterized. Lineage: Eukaryota; Fungi; Basidiomycota; Agaricomycetes; Cantharellales; Hydnaceae. Gene Ontology annotation, biological process: piecemeal microautophagy of the nucleus; mitophagy; protein localization to phagophore assembly site. Gene Ontology annotation, cellular component: cytosol; phagophore assembly site; extrinsic component of membrane. The transcript is spliced from 3 exons. Bases 142 to 573 code for a protein of 143 amino acids. The record is from RefSeq and is a predicted model, not a curated record.
ACGACGAGUGUGCAAGAUCACCACUUGGCCCCUCCUGCUCACCACGUUCCUAUCUUAGAGACUGUUACCUAUUCCACAUACAGGACUGCGCGAGCACCGCCCACUAUGCCUUUCUAAGCUCUGUCUAGCAACAGUCCAUUCAUGUCCUACCAUCCGCAACAGAACGCCACGCCUACUCCAAACUCAAAGGCUGAUCAGAUCGUAUAUCGUGUGUUCCACAAGCUUGUCCUGGUAGUUACCGACGCGCGAACACCUGCUAGCCCUACUACAGCUUCUCAGACAAGUCCUAAUAAUUCAAAUACUUAUGGAGGGAAAGAUAACGCCUCCGAAGCUGCAAACGAGCCCUCGAGAGGAGGCAUUACCCCCGGUGGGAUGCCUGGUUCAUCAACAAGGGAAACCAAGCCUCCUAGGACUGACAAAUGGUUCAACUUAGAAAUACCCGACACGAAUCUUUACAAGGCGACACUCGAGGCUUAUCGUUCAAUUUCGACAUCAUAUGCUUCGCAUGCAAUUCCCCCUUUACAUAUCUCAGUUCUCCUCUCUGUGCCACCCCUUAAUAGUAGCUCGGGAUAGCCCUUGUGCACCAAUUAUCGGAUUCCAACAGUAGUGGUGUAACGCCAACGCGAGUGACCCCUCCGCCUCGGUAUAUUCUUCUCGAGACACACACUCUCACCUUAUCACCGUCUUCGUCUCUAUCAGCUAGCUCAAGUUCAUCUUCGUUGAACGUAGAACUUCCGACAGUCUACAAGCAAUGCAUUUCGUUGUUCCGCAGUGUGUAC